GGGUGUCCCGGGCGCCCGGUUUCUUUCCUGGGCGCCUCCGGGGCCCAGGGCCAGCCGGAGCCCUCGUGUGCGCAGGCCCGGGGCCGGCGACGGUUGCUCCUUCCGUUCGGCCGCCAGCCCAAUGGAAGAGCCUCCCGGGAAGCCCCUCAGCUGUGAGGAGAAGGAAAAGUUGAAGGAAAAAUUAGCAUUCUUGAAAAGGGAAUACAGCAAGACACUGGCCCGCCUUCAGCGUGCCCAAAGAGCUGAGAAGGUUAAGAAUUCUAUUAAAAAAACAGUGGAAGAACAUGAAUGCUUGCUCCAGCGGGAAAUUUCACCACAGCUAAACCACUCAGAACCUAAAAAUAAAGUAUCUCCUUGUGACACAUUACAAAUCAGCACCCAUCUGGAUAAAGAAACUGGAGAAAAGACACCUAUCACACUUGACAUUGAGCCUGAGUCCUUUAACCCUGGACAUGGCCCUGUGGAGGAAUUACAUAUACAAAGAACAGGUGAUAUCCAAGAACAUUUUCCCUACCAGGUCAGUGGCUCUGAGAAAAGGCAGGGUAAGCUGCCAGGGAGAAGAAAAAAGCAGCAGAAGAGAACAUACACUGCACAGGUGAGAGAAUCUUUCUUUGACACGGAUUCACUCAUACUCUCUGGAAAAAGACUAAAGGAACCGGAGGAAAUCAAUGGAGAAAAUCCUAGGACACCUGUAAAUGAAAGAACUUAUUUUUCAAGUUCUACAUCUGACAUCCCUGGUUCUCCAGCACCAGUGACAGAAACUAAUGCAAGAGAUGUGUUAAUUCCACCAACUGCCAAACCACAAAGAGGUGUCGAUGCACUUGUAAGAGGAAAGAAUUUCCCCAGGAUGCCUACGCUUGCUUCAUUUACUCUGUCAAAUAGCAGUAGUGGUCCGCACCUUGAACAUAAGCCUCCUAAAGGUGACUGUGAACUCACUACUCACAAUCUGAAAAACAUUAACCCUGCUUUACCUGUAAACCUAGAGGCACAAGGCAGAAAAAUGACAGUCUGUACAGAUAACCCAGAGGUAAACAAAGCUGUAAGUGCAAGUGACCAGCUGCCUAGAAGUCCUGACUUAGAGGCAGAUAAUUCAUACUCUAUAAAUAAACUCACUUAUGAUAACUUACCAGCCAAUGAAAACCAAAACUUAAAAGGACAGAAUCACACAGAGAAGUCUUUAACAUCUCCCCAUAACACUCUUGAUGGUAGAAAUGAAAGUCUUCAGGAAAAUGAGGUUGUAAGUCAGUCUAAGAGUCUUAGCCCAGAAGUAAUCUCUCCUGCUUCUGCAGAAAAUCAAACACAUUCUUGUACAAUGCUCGAAGGCCUUCUAUUUCCCGCAGAAUAUUAUGUUAGAACGACACGACGCAUGUCAAAUUGCCAGAGGAAAGUAGCCCUGGAGGCUGUAAUUCAAAGUCAUUUGGGUGUCAGAAAGAAAGGGUUUAAAAAUAAAAGUAAGGAAGCAACUAAAAAUUUGAACCUUUGCAGUGAAGAAACUGGCCAGAGUGAAAUUAGAACAUUUGGCACAUGCACAGGACAACCAAGUUCAAGAAGACCUCAGAAAGGUCUCUUGUUAACUGAAGUCAACUCUCCCACCGGGCCCACUAACGAUAACCUUCCCAGGAAGGCAGUUACCCAGCCAUCUGGUAGAAGACACGGAGGAAAAAGAAAGUCAAUCUCCCCGCCUGUACUGGAUCAUCAUGAACUACUUUUGCCAAUUCCUGGCACAGCAGCUGUUAAUAGAUCCAAGGAAGAAGUCACCUUACACAAAGAUCAGAAUGAAAAAGCAAUUAGUCAUGGUAAGAAGAGAAUUAAAGGGAAGGAAGACCAUUGUCAAAAAGAGGACUCCCUUCCUUCCAGAAAUAAUGCUUAUCUAGCUUUGGAUUCUGCUGCGUUCAGGGCUUCAUUUCAGGAGAAUGAAUUGCUAAGUUUAAAGCAACUGUCAUCUUUUCUCAAAACCACAGACUUUCAGUUACCUGAUGAAGUCUUUGGACCUCUUAAGCUUGAAAAACUGAAGUCCUGUUCAGAAAAACCAGUUGAGCCUUUUGUAUCAAGCAUGUAUGGGCAGAUGCACCUUAAGGAGGGAAACUGUAGCGUUUGGGAAGAACUGACUCCUCAACAAAUCGAUAUUGAAAUGGAGGACUUGGAAGAGGAAAUUCUUGUUCUCCCGGGAAAAGCACAACCUAAAACAUCAAACCUAACAAGCCAGUCUCAGAAGAAGGGCCUUCCUUCAUCCAUAUUACUUUUCACGCCUUUAAAUACUGGUGCGCCCGAGGAUAAUAACAGGCCCACAGCAGAUGUGUGCUCACCUGCUUUCCCCACCUUAGGCGCUACUCCGGCUUUUGGCUCUCAAGCACACUGUGAAAAAGUGUGUGCAGAGGCUGUCGGGCCAACUUGCUCUACACCCCAACUUCCUCACUUAAAAGACAGUGAUCGGAAACAACGCAACGGUUGGGCUAGCCCGUCAAAAUCAGAUUGCAGCCUUGUUGCGUCAGGGAGGGAAGGACAGCCUUCCUGUGACUGUGAUUCUGGCCCCCAGGCAACACCUCUUCCCCCUGAGUCAGUCCCUCUCAAAGACAGUCAGCUGUGUGGAAAUCCACACCCGGAGUCGUGGAAACAGUCCACCGAACAGACUGAAGUAACCGACCUUCCUGCUUAUGAUAGCUUAAACCCAGGCCACCUUCAAUUGGUUUCAAAGUUAAAGAAUCCUUCUGGUUCCUGUUCGGUGGAUGUGAGUGCCAUGUGGUGGGAAAUAGCAGGUUUCAAAGAGCCAUGUAUCAUAACUGCCUGUGAAUACGUAGUUUCUCUUUGGAAACUUCUCAAUACGUGGCAGUGGGAAAAACUUUAUUCCUGGCACUUCACAGAGGUUCCAGUAUUACAGAUAGUUCCAGUGCCUGAUGUUUGUAAUCUCGUGUGUGUGGCUUUGGGAAAUUUGGAAAUCAGAGAAAUCAGGGCAUUACUUUGUUCCUCUGAUGGUAAACGUGAAAAGCAAGUACUACUGAGUUCUGGAAAUAUAAAAGCUGUGCUUGGCCUGACAGAGAGGAGGCUAGUCAGUAGCAGUGGUACCCUUUGUGACCAACAAGUGGAAAUCAUGACAUUUGCAGAAGAUGGAGGAAGCAAAGAAAAACAAUUUUUGAUGUCCCCUGAAGAGACUGUAGUAACUUUUGCCGAGGUCCAAGGGAUGCAGGAAGCUCUGCUUGGUACCACUAUGAUGAACAACAUUGUUAUUUGGAAUUUAAAAACUGGACAGCUCCUGAAAAAGAUGCACAUUGGUGAUUCCUACCAAGCUUCAGUCUGUCACAAAGCCUAUUCUGAAAUGGGGCUCCUGUUUGUUGUUCUGAGCCAUCCUUGUGCCAAAGAGAGUGAACCGCUGGGAAGCCCUGUAUUUCAGCUGAUCGUGAUUAAUCCUAAGACAAGCCUGAGUGUGGGUGUGAUGCUCUACGGUCUUCCUCAAGGGCAGGCUGGAAGGUUCCUGGAAGGAGAUGUGAAAGAUCAUUUUGCGGUUGCAGUACUAACUUCUGGAACGAUUGCCAUUUGGGACUUACUUCUAGGUCAUUGUACUGCUCUCCUCCCACCUGUCUCUGACCAGCAUUGGUCUUUUGUUAAAUGGUCAGGUACAGAUUCUCAUUUGCUGGCUGGACAAAAAGAUGGAAAUAUAUUUGUAUACCGCUGCUAAUAAGAUGAAAACACAGUGUUCUGGAUUUUUUGACCAGUUAGUACUUUUUAGAGUUGUAACUGUAAAGAAUAUCUGGGUGACAUUUAAAAUAAUUACUUGUAUUCAUUCAGACACAUUUUUUAUUCUGAUGGUAGUGGCACCACUGAUCUUGAAUGUUCAUUUAGACUUACUUUGGGAGAAAGGAUUUUAGGUUGAUUUUUGUAAUUCCUCACGUCUGCACAUUUGCUUUUA
Neomonachus schauinslandi (Hawaiian monk seal) is the source of this 3904-nucleotide messenger RNA. It is a transcript of the gene PALB2, whose product is annotated as partner and localizer of BRCA2. The record is from RefSeq and is a predicted model, not a curated record. Gene Ontology annotation, cellular component: nucleoplasm. Gene Ontology annotation, molecular function: DNA binding; protein binding. Bases 122 to 3673 code for a protein of 1183 amino acids. Gene Ontology annotation, biological process: double-strand break repair via homologous recombination. NCBI's taxonomy places the organism in Eukaryota, Metazoa, Chordata, Mammalia, Carnivora, Phocidae. The transcript is spliced from 13 exons.